Molecule: messenger RNA, 1275 nt
Organism: Encephalitozoon intestinalis ATCC 50506
Lineage: Eukaryota; Fungi; Microsporidia; Unikaryonidae
Product: ATP-dependent RNA helicase
Exons: 1
Coding region: 1-1275 (424 amino acids)
Biological process (GO): cytoplasmic translational initiation
Cellular component (GO): cytoplasmic stress granule
Molecular function (GO): translation initiation factor activity; RNA helicase activity; ATP binding
Source: RefSeq, a predicted model, not a curated record
AUGGCAGACAAAUCUCUAAUUCAGGAUGAUAAAGAAGUUGCAAGAGAGUUAUUUGCAAUGAUUAAACAAGACACUACUGCAAUAGAAACAGGCCUUGAUGGAAAUGUCAGCGGUGUGGUAACCGAUAGAGGAAAGCUUUUGGUUGCAGAACAUUUCUCCGAUAUGGGCUUGUCAGACGAACUUCUAAAGGCCAUUUACAACAGGGGUUUUGAAAAGCCGAGCUUAAUUCAAAAGUCUGCAGUUCCCCACAUCCUUAAAGGACACAACAUUGUAGUCCAAAGCAAAAGUGGAACUGGGAAAACAAUAGCUUUUACCUGUGGGAUCCUUGGAAAUGUAAAUGCUGGGGAAGGGACCCAGGCAUUAGUGGUUACACCCACUAGAGAACUAAGUACUCAGGUCACCGAGGUUAUUUCAGGCUUUGCAGAAUCUCUUGGAAUGAAGGUUUUUUCGGCAUUAAAAAAUAAGACUACAGACAUUGUUAGGGAGGAAGUUGUGGUCGGAAGCCCGGGAACGAUUCUAAAGCUCAUUGACCUUGGGAAGCUUAAUCACAAGGAAAUUAAGAUGGUGGUUCUUGACGAGGCAGAUAUCCUCCUUGAUAAAGACAUGAUGGGAACACAGACAUUUAGAAUACUCAAGCUUGUUUCUGGUGCACAAAUUAUUUUCUUCUCUGCAACAUACUCUGACCAAGUGAAACAGACAAUCGAGUUCUACACACCAGAUGCCGUCAAGAUGUAUGAAGAGAGAAAUGGAAAACCCGAAGAGAUUAAGUUAUUUUACAUAGAGGCAGAAGGAGAUAACAAAAGAAAAGCAUUGAAAUCACUUUAUGAGUAUCUUUCAAUCAGCCAGAUGAUUAUAUUUGUAAGUACAAAGGCAACGGUCAAUUACUUAAGAAAAAGACUGGAAGAUGAUUUACAUUCAGUAUCAUGUCUUCAUGGAGAUCUGGAGAUUGAGGAGAGAGAAAAAGCAGUGGAGGAGUUUAGAACUUCAAAAACCAAAAUUCUCCUUACAACAGAUGUCUUUUCAAGGGGGAUGGACAUUCCUCAAGUCAAUCUAAUUGUGAACUAUGAUCUUCCAAUAUACAAAGGUGUUGCAUCUACACAAACGUACAUUCACAGGAUAGGAAGAUCUGGAAGAUUUGGAAGGACUGGGUUUGUGGUGGAUUUUGUUCGGGAUGAAGAGCUGGAGGCAUAUCUGAAAUUCCAAAAGGAAUUGAAAUUUGCAUCAAAGAAAUUUACAAUCAAGGCGCUUGAGGAGGUUGCAGAAGAGAUCGACUAG